Molecule: messenger RNA, 4692 nt
Organism: Aethina tumida (small hive beetle)
Lineage: Eukaryota; Metazoa; Arthropoda; Insecta; Coleoptera; Nitidulidae
Gene: bdg
Product: sodium-dependent transporter bedraggled
Exons: 12
Coding region: 306-4367 (1353 amino acids)
Biological process (GO): sodium ion transmembrane transport
Cellular component (GO): membrane
Source: RefSeq, a predicted model, not a curated record
AUGCUGUGUAACAAUUGUGGUUGCUAAAGAAAACGGUUGCCGCACCAUUCGAAAUUCUUAUGUGCAGUUUUGAGUGUGUUCAUUUAUUGUUAUUAUUUUUUUAAUCUUCGCUAGUUUUGAUUGUGCGUUGUAUUUGCAAUUUUUGUGCGAUUUGUUGUAAGUGUGAAACUACUUGUUGCCUAGUUACUCUAUCAGUGGGGGAUCGUAUCGCGUUGGAUGGAUAUUUUAUGAAUAUGUCUAUGUCAAAUAUCAGAUAAUCAUUAAUACGAAAUUUAUGGUAAUGCUGGCUAAUCAGAAACUUCAAAAUGUCUCUGGAAGUAGCUGAUAAUGACUUGAUAAAUUUACAUGACGGUUCCCCCAUUCUAACUGCCAGAUCAUUGCCUUUAGAAACACACUUAGAAAAUGAAGAUACUGGAAAUUUAAUAGAUUCAGAACUUCCGGUCUUAGAAAAAACAUUGAAAACUGCCCAGAAUAUACCCAUCAGCGACUCCAGGCGUACUAGUGUCGAUAUAGAAGAUAUAUUAAUAACAAUCGACGAUGAGGUACAAAGCACCAACGGUGACGUCGUGGAUGGAGAAAGUAACGCGAACGAAGGCGAAAGAUGUGACAAUUUGGAAGCUCUUAUCAUCUUGCAGAAUCUUGACGACAUUUUGAACGCCUGUCUGUCAGAUUGCAAUGAAAAUGAAACUGACGUCGAUGAUAUAACAAAUAAUUUAGAUGAUAGUACCCAAGAAACCAUAGAAGACUGUCUCAAAGAUCUGGACAACUAUCUAAAAGCACUGGACUCAAGCGGGUGUGAUGAAUUUUCAGAAAAUAACAUCGACGACCAACCUAGCACGAGUACGACCAGCUCAUUCACGGAGUCCGGCGAAAGUUUCGACACCACCUCAGAAGACACCAUCGACGAAGAAAGUUUAAGGAACAAAUUGCGCCAAAUGGAGGAGAACUACACGAGAUUUGUGGCCGCGGCUUCUGGGUGUGUAAAUAGGGGAUACGUCGACACUGAAGGUAUUGAAGAAGGUAACAAUGGAAUGGAACGUAGACCAUUGUCGGCGUGUGGUGUACCUAGUGGAGCGUUGAACAGGAACCACCCGCACAGGGCGACCGUGGCUGUUGUAAGGAGGGAGAGGCCGACACUUACUAGGACACCGUUCCGGAAGUCGAUAGAUAAUAGCAGUAGUUCCAGGAUGUCCGGUCCAGGUGGCUCGUCGGACGAGAACAUUGACUGGAGCUGGGUGCAGGACGUGGCACGUGACGUGCCGGACGAGAGACGCGCACACGCCUCUGGCGACUGUUGCACCGGAACGGUACUGGUCGAACCUCCGUGCAGAACGUUCACCGCACCCAGUACGUCGGCGGAGCCCGCAAUGCCUCCAGAAGACGAACCCAAAGAGGAAGAACGUCACAGAGGUUCGAACACGUGGUUGCGCAACUCCAUGAGGAGGCUGCGCCACUUCAGACUUCCCAGCGAUGCUGAACAGGAACCAUCCGCGCUGGAAGUACCGAGAGUGGAACCGUUUACAGCUCCCGUCGUGUCCUCGACACCGGUGGCUGCGAGGCCCGUGAGCGCUCCUUCUCGACUGCCACCAACAGUACCGGUGUCUCGAACUUCGACUCAAAGAUCGCGAUCUCGGUCGCGGCAGAGUGUGGUCUCGCAUGAGCCUAGUGGAAGAGCCCGUAGUAGUUCUGCCUCGUCGAGGUCCCGAAGACCGAGGAGUACGUCAUCGAGUGAAUCGAGUUUGGCGUCGAGUGUGGAUAGUACGCCGAGUUGUACUCCAACAGCGAGUCCCACACACAACGUACAGGACAACACGGGGACAACAACUCCUAGAAGAUCAUGUGACAGAGCAAGACAAACCGACAUGCCAGAAGCCGACAGUCCGCUGGGACAAUGGCCAAACAGUUUGAGUUCCAUGAUGGCGUGCCUGGGGUGCACCCUGGGACUAUUCAAUAUUUCCCGUUUCGCCAUCCUGACCGUACACUUCGGAGCAAACUUCAUAUUCCAGUUUGUGUUCCUAUCACUGAUAUUCGGUUUGCCACUCUUCACCCUGCAGCUCUGUCUGGGACAGCAGUUGGGCGCUGGUGUUGUGGACAUGUGGCGGAUAUCGCCCCUGUUUCAGGGCGUAGGAGUGUCACUGUUGAUUGCGCAGGCGCUAAUGGGAUUGUAUAGUAUUAUUGGGGUGUCGUGGAUGUUCGUUUAUUUUCGGGAUUCGUUCAUUACUAAAGUGGAUAAAUAUCGCUGGGCGGAACCCUUCAUUUCAUACAGAAAUGGAGUGAUUCCAUCAGCAAAUGGAACAUACAAACUUACAGAAACAAUUCCUGAUUAUUUUAACGGCAUCGUCCUUCAAAGGCUCCAUUUACCAACAGGAACUGCAUACGGAACCAUAAAGUUUCAACUGGCCUUCAAUCUGGCAGUUGUGUGGAUGAUCGUGUUCGUUUCCUUGAGCAAAGGACUGCGUUCUUACGGCAAAGUUAUAUAUGGCUUCAUAUUGCUUCCAGUUUUUGGCACUUUUGUAUUAUGUGCAAAAAUACUUGGCUUGAUGCCUCCAGAAUUUGUAAAUAUAAUUUUUCCCGAAACUUCAUGGGGAGAAUUUUUUCUCAAUUCCAGGUGUUGGCUGGCAGCUGCACAAGAAACAUUUCUCACCUGGGGACUGCUGGGCGCUGCAAUAAUGCAAAUAGCAUCACAUAAUAAGCAUAAGCACUUGCUUCAAAGAGAUUCUAGUCUAAUUACUGUUAUAACAUUUUCAAUUUUAUUAUUAGUUGCAUUUUUGGCGAAUACAUGUGUUCAAAUACUUAAAUCAUACGGCUAUAGUUAUCAACCUGACUCAUUUGAGAGUAUGUCUUCAUACACAUUCUUAAGACCAUUUAAGGAACCUUUACCACCGAAUUUAUCAAACACUCCAAUAAGAUAUAUGACUCACAAUUCCUUCAUUGUUGGAGAACGCAUUAUUCGCCCUGGAGUUGACCAUACCUUAGAGAGUGGAUAUCAGGUGUUACGUUUUGCCACUGAAUUGAUCCCAGCUACUUUCGCCGUGUUGGGGCCCGAUCAGGUCUCUCCAUUUUGGGCUGUCCUGUUUUACUUCAUUUUUAUAAUGUUUGGAAUUGCACAACAGUUAGCCAUUUGGCAUAGUGUUAUAACGGGUAUUAUGGCAAUAAAAGCAAAAGUUUUAAAGUCCUGGGAAACUACAAUUACUUUCUUUAGUUGUGCUUGUGGUUUUGUUUUGGGAUUACCAAUGGCAACUGAGUUUGGUAUAUAUGUGGUAUAUUUCUUGGACUACACGGUUGGUGGAAUAUGGUGGUUAAUUCUGAUCAUCUUACUGCAAAUUAUUGCUGUUUUCAUGGUCAGAGGUAGACCCUAUAGUGGAGACACCGUUGUCGCCGCUUUAUUUAACCCAACCACCCAUCCAUGCUUGUUGAGUUGGGCACCUCCAUUAUUAUCAUUCACAUGGAACGUCAUCUUGCCUGUUGCUUUAAUGGUGUUGUGCAUUUCAACAUUUAAAAAUGGUGGCUUCAGAGAAAUUUUUGUUUGGCAUCACGCACCUGUUGCCGAAUAUUGGCCUUUAUGGGCUAGACAAAUUGGAUCAAUGAUACAGUUGUUGCCUGUUUUAUGUGUUCCACUCGUCGCGGUUAUUCAAAGCUAUAGAUAUCUAAAUAAUGGCCCAAAUGACAUUUUAGAGAGAAUACAAAUGCUGUAUCGGCCUCCGAUUGGAGAACACAUGGAUGAUUUAGCUAUACAAGAAGCAGCUGCCGCUUCACUUAACAACAAUAACACAAACUCAACGGCAAACGUACAAUCAGAAGAUCCACCACCAAAAUACACACCACCGCCAUCUUACACAACAGCUACUGGUGCAAGAUUAGCAAAAUUUUUGAGACAGAGCAUUAGAAGAAGUGUAAGAAGAUUGGCCAACGUUUUAGGAGAGAAUAGUAAUACCAGACAAAGAGCGGCUAUAGCUAAUGCUACAGCGCAACCACCUCCUCCUGAUUAUAACGCCGUGUUGGUGGAGAUGAACAACACAACAACGACUGAUGUAUCGAUUGAUAUGACGGAUUCGGCACCAAAUGCAAGACUGUCAACAUUAGAACGAUUAAGAAAUUUGGGCACAUCGUCCUCAGCUUUAACCGCUGCUGAAGUUGCAUCGAUAUUAAGAAGUAGUUUCAGGAGAAGCACCGUGAGACCAACAAACCACAUUAGGAAUACGAAUUUUAAUGAAGCAGGAAACUUUAACGAAACUAACGGGUCAAUAAGUGCUGAAAAUUUAGUGGAUUCAGCUGCUCCAAUUGGCGAAACCUCUCUGGUUGUCAGUACCUUGCCAGUUGAGAACGAAAAUAAAUCUCAUAACGAUAAUCUCUCAUCUGUGAUAUAAUUUAGAAGUGCGUAAUGUAGCCAAUUUAUGUAUUUUAAAAUUUUAACUGUUUUCUUUACUAUGUAAAGAUGUUUUAUGCUUGUCGUGUAAUUAAAUAGUCAAUCACUACUCGUUUAAAAUACAUACGUUGUCUAAUAAAUAUUAAUUAGGACAAAAUACGAAAAGACCAAAAAUAUAUUAAUUGUAAUUUCUUUUGUAUUUAUUUAUUUUUUAUUAUACCUAAGCUUUGUAUCCAUCUAUGUUCAUUACUGUAUAAUGUAUAAAGAACUGAUAGAUUAAUACGUAACUGUAUAAAUAAAAACUAAAAUAAUUAAAUUUAAUUUUA